AGUGCCAAGUCCUGCCAGCGCCACCAUGGUAAAUUGGCUGCCUGAAACUUCUUUAUACUUCAAUCCACCGUUCUUUUUCAACUAAACCCAAUAUUACAUUACAGGAUGAUCUCCCAUCCCUUGAUAAUGGCUUCAACCAAAGCCUUGCACGCUCCAUAGCCGACGAGGACUUGGAAAAUAUGGUAACAUCUCUUUGUAUACGUGUUGUGGUAGCUUGCUUUACAAGCCUCCAUCAUGCUGUCUGGAUUCACUUAACAAAAAACUUUGUACCAUGAAAUGCAUGGGAUGAGUGUGUUUUAACUUACACAAAAACUCUGGGCUUCCUAUUUUUAACUUUCUGUUUAACAUGCUGACAUGCAUUAUUGGAAAAAAGCAUUGAGAAAAAAUGAGACCGUGUCAUGUGAAUGUUAUCAGUUAUUUCAGAAAUACGAACUAUUGCUUUUGUUUUGUGACAGGAAUGUGCUUGCCAACCUGGCCCCCGGACACAAAUAGCAGAAUUCUCUGCAGAGGAAAAAGGUGUGGCUCAUUUCCUUCUGGAGAUGGCUUCGGGGGCUCGGACUUCUGAACACAAAGCUGUGCAAGUGACGUCGGGUUCCUUUACACAUAAGUUUGUGGACACCAUAAACAGUGGGAACAUCAAUACUUUAUGUGGCCUGCCAUCAGUAGAAGUUUUUGAUGGCCUAGUAAGGUGCUACGAAAAGAUGCAUCCACUCUCGGGACGGCACCAGUUGUCUGGCAAGGAAAGAAUUGCUCUAACUUUGGUCAAGCUGAAGCACAAUAUCUCGACAGCGUUUCUCAGCCAUCUUUUCAGCUGUUCACUAACAACCUGCAGCAGUAUAAUUGCAGAAACAGUGCAGAUCUUGUCUGAGAUAUUGAAAUUAACGGUGGCUGUACCAACAAAAGAAGAUGUUGUUGAGCAUUUGCCAAAGUGUUUCAAACAGUUCAGCAAUGUGCGUGUCAUUGUGGACUGCACAGAAAUACCAAUAGGCCAGCCUAACUGCCUGCGAUGUGCGCUGCAGUGUUAUUCCUUCUACAAGAAGGGUUUCACUGUCAAGUACAUGGUGACUGUUACCCCGAGUGGUCUCAUUGCCCACAUAAGUGAGGGAUAUGGGGGCCGAACAUCUGACAAGGCUAUAUUUGAACAAAGCCGUCUGAUUAAUGAACUUGACCCGGUAUCAGAUGCCGUAAUGGCAGACCGUGGCUUUCUAAUUGAUGACAUCUGUGCUGACCAUUUAAUUGAAUUAAUCAGGCCGCCAUUCAAAAGACAGCAAAAGCAGAUGUCUAAGGGUGACGCCCUUCGAACACAAAAGAUAGCGUCGGCAAGGGUCCACGUUGAGCGUGCGAUACAGCGUAUGAAAAUAUUUAAAGUCUUGUCGACAAGGAUUCCCUAAAGCAUGGUGGGACUACUUGAUGACAUUGUGGUAGUGGCUACUGGUAUCACAAACUUGUCAUCCCCAAUUUUAGCAGCACAUCGUUUUUUGUGAAUACAACAGCUUCUUUUGGGUAUUUCACUUCAGGCAAAUAAUAAUUUCUGGUAUUUUAGGUGCCGAAACAAAGAUAUGAUUUUGAAGCAUGUGUUAGCGGAGGACUUCGGAAUAAUUAGUUCACAUGGGGUUCUGUAAUGUGCACUUAAACCUAUAAGCACAUGGGUGUUAUUUUUCCCCUUUGAAGCCCUUAAGAGGUUAGUGCCAUCGGACUCAGUAUAAGCUGCAUUGCGGGAGCACGUGGCCAAACGUUAGGUAUGAUUGUACAGUUGCACUGAUCGUGGCAUGUCUUUGUGUUAUCAGGCUGUUCCUGUGGAUGCACGUCACCUCCACGAGCUUUCACGCUCGCCCUUGUUUGGCCAUGUGGUGAUACCAGCUUUGAAAACGAUAACUUCGAUGGUGAAAGAAAGGUAGUGGGGGUGAUGCACACUGAU
This is a messenger RNA of Rhipicephalus sanguineus (brown dog tick), 1918 nucleotides long. RefSeq lists its product as uncharacterized. Bases 540 to 1391 code for a protein of 283 amino acids. The record is from RefSeq and is a predicted model, not a curated record. Lineage: Eukaryota; Metazoa; Arthropoda; Arachnida; Ixodida; Ixodidae. The transcript has a single exon.